ACCGUGCAAGGGGCGGGUGACGUCAUAGCCCCGACGGGGGCAGCCGACAGAGUCGGGGGAGGGGGGGCGGUGGAGUGCGGGAGAGAGGUGCGGGGGAGGCCCCUGCGCCGCCAAAGGCUUGGGGGCACUGGAGUGGCCCUGCAGCUGUCGCCUGACCCCGGCCCAGUCUGGCGCCCGCCGCAGAUGGUGAAACGCAAGAUUCGGGCCCUACAGCAGCAGGCGGAAGAGGCAAAGACCGCGCGCAGGGCCUGUAACUGCAGCUGGAUGGCGGGCGCGAGCGAGCGACUCGAGGAAGCUGAAGGUGAUGUGGCUGUCCUCAACCGACGCCUACUAGUGGUCAUGGCCCUGCAGAAGCUGGAGGAGGCGGGAACGGCUGCAGAUGAGCGUGAGAGAGGAAUGCAGGUGACAGAAAACCGGGCCAUGACGGAUGAGAAGAUGGAGAUUCAGGAAAUGCAGCUCCAAGAGGCCAGGCACACUCUGGAAGGGGCUGACCGCAGGUACAAGGAGAUAGCUCGAAAGCUGGCCAUCCUGGAGGGCGAACUGGCCAGGGAAGAGGAGCGUGUGGAGCUGUGUGAACGAAAAUGUGGUGACCUGGCAGAAGAACUCAAGAAUGUCAUUAAUUAUUUGAAAUCGCCGGAGGCUGCAUCUGAAAAGUAUUCUGAGGAGGACAAAUAUGAAGAAAAAAUUAAACGUCUGUCUGGCAAACUGAAGGAGGCUGAGAACCUUGCUACAUUUGCAGAGAGAAUGGUUGCAAAACUGGAAGAGACAAUUGAUGACCUGGAAGAGAAACUUGACCAGGCCAAAGAAGAGAGCGUGGCCUUCUAUCAGACACUGGCUCAGGCACAAAACGAACUUGACUGUAUAUAACCAAAAUGGAAGAGUCUUGUUCCAGCAGAAACUGGCGCUCCAUGUGUCUUUCUCUUCUCUUGUAAGAAGUUUCUUUGUUAUUGCCUUCUUCGCUUUGCUGGAAAUGUCAAGCAAAUUAUGAAUACAUGACCAAAUAUUUUGUAUGAGAGAAGCUUUGAGCAGCAGUUAAAUCUCAUUCCUUCCUUGUUUUUCAAAUGGCACCAUUUUUUUUCAGCUCUAUUUUUUUCCUUUAUGUAGCAUUUAUUCCUAAGGUAGGCAGGGUAUUUCUUUGUAAGCACACUCUCUUAAGAUGGAGGGUGGCCGGGUGUGGUGGCUCACGCCUGUAAUCUCAGUACUUUGGGAGGCCGAGGCAGUGGAUCGCUUGAGGUCAGGAGUUCGAGACCAGCCUGGCCAACAUGGUGAAACCCUGUCUCCACUAAAAUACAAAAUUUAGCCAGGCAUGGUGGUGCAUACCUGUAAUCCCAGCUACUCAGGAGGCUGAGGCAGGAGAAUUGCUUGAACCUGGGAGGCAGAGGUUACAGUGAGCUGAGAUUGCGCCAUUGCACUCCAGCCUGGGCUACAAGAAUGAAAUUCCAUCUCAAAACAACAACAACAACAAAAUGAUAGAGGGCAUUUGGUUCCUGGGAGAACAAGCAACCCCACACUUUGAAGAGCAGAGACUCCAAUGUCUAGUAAUGGAUCUAUUUAAAACACUGAAGAACAUAAACAUUUGGGUCAACCAUUGGUUAGACUACAGGAGAGACCAGGGACCAUCACAUGGGGGUGGGGGGGGAAGGUGGGCGGGGUUGCUAUUGCAUAAACCACAGAUAUUAACCUAGGCAUCCUGGCCCUUCUCCACAUUCCACCAUGCAGAACCAACAUCCUCUCAAGUAAUCAGUGUGAGAAUGCUUGGGAAAUAGUCAUAAUUACCCACAUAUUUUCGGGAUAGAUCCUUGAUGUAAUGUUCUUCUGCAUAUUUAUUUCAUUCUAAAGUUGUUCUCUGGCUAAGCACAGUGGCUCAUGCCUGUAAUCUAACACUGGGAAGUCCCAGCAAGCAGAUCACCUGAGGUCAGGAGUUUGAGAUUGGCCUGGCCAAAAUGGCAAAACCUUGUAUCUACUAAAAAUACAAACAUGAGCUGGGCAUGGUGGCAUGCACCUGUAGUCACAGCUACUAGGGAGGCUAAGAUGGAAGGACUGCUUGAAUCUGGGAGGUAGAGUUUGCAGUGAGCUGAGAUGGCACCACUGCAUUCCAGCCUGGGUGACAGAGUGAGAUUCUGUCUCAGGAAAAAAUAAAAUCAAAAUAAAGUUGUUCUCUGAGAAGCAAGUGUCUCAUUCCAAUAAUGACCCCUCCACUCAGCAGGAAUAUGGUGGAGUUCAGUUCAAUUCAGGUCAGCCAUAUUCAAAAGACUACAAGGCAUUAAUAAAUUGAGCAAAAGAGCUUUAUUCUAUUAGCAGAAAGGGCCUCUCUGGCAGCAGAGAUUGAAAAUUGGCUCCCAUCACUUUGGGAAGCCGAGGAGGGCAGAUCACUUGAGGCUAGGAGUUCGAGCCCAUCCUGGCCAACAUGGUGAAACCUCAUCUCUACUGAAAAUACAAAAAUUAGCCUUGAACCUCCGCCUCUCGGGUUCAAGCAAUUCUCCUGCCUCUGCCUCCCAAGUAGCUGGAACUACAGAUGUGUGCCACCACACCCAGCCAAUUUUUGUAUUUUUAGUAGAGACGGGGUUUCACCCUGUUGGCCAGGUUGGUCUCGAACUCCUGACCUCAGGUGAUCUACCAGCCCAGCCCUUGGUUAUUUCCUAAGGCUACUUCCUGAAUUUCUUUUAUUAAAAAAAUUUUUUUUUGUUUUAACCUUAAUAGAAUCACUCAGUUUGGUCUGAAACUCUUUAAGGAAAAGGCAUGGUUCAAACAUGAUGGCAUCAGUGAGGUAGUGGAGUAGAUUUUGUGAUCAGUGGGGAUGCAUGAAAGAAUGCUCUAGUGGGGCAGGCUGAAGCCAAGCCCUGUUCCUAUUCUCUCACUAGGAGUUUAUCCUUCAUGUAUGUUUCCCCCAAAAUAAGAAUAUUUAUUAUAGCAAUAUUUUUGAUAUUUGCUUUUUUCUUUUCUUUCUUUUUUUUUUUUUUUUUGAGACUGAGUUUCACUCUUUCACUCACGCUGGAGUGCAAUGGUGCAAUCUCAGCUCACUGCAACCUUGCAACCUCCGCCUCAGCCUCCCGAGUAGCUGGGAUUACAGGUGCCUGACACCACGGCCAACUAAUCAUUGUAUUUUUAGUAGAGAUGGGGUUUCACCAUGUUGGCCAGGCUGGUCUCGAACUCCUAACUGCAGGUGAUCCACUGCCUCUGCCUUCCAAAGUGCUGGGAUUAUAGGUGUGAGCCACAGCGCCCAGCUGGAAGACUUAUUUUCACUUUUUACCCUUGAGUACAUAUUUUGGUAUUGUAUAUUAUGAACUCUAAUAAUUGUACAAAUAAUGUUUAAGGAAAUAUGAAGUUAAAAUGGAAAAAGGAAGCUUUCACUUUAACAGGAGUGCCUUGUGAUCAGAUAGAAUUUAGUUUGAAUUCUAACUAUGCCACAUGACAAAAGCAUAAUUUCAAGCAAGGUAUUUCUCCUUCUGAACCUUGGUUUUUCUCAUUUAUACAGUGUGAAGAGCAACAACAAAAGCAGCUACUAGAUAUAGUUUAUAUGAAAAUGAAGUGAGAUUUAUAAACAACUAGGCAGUGUGAUAUGAUUUGGCUUCGUGUCCCCGCCCAAAUCUCACCUUGAAUUGUAAUCCCCAUAAUUCCCACUUGUCAAGGGAGAGACCAGGUGGAGGUAAUUGGAUCAUGGGCGUGGUUUCUCCCAUACUGUUCUCAUGAUAGUGAGUCUCACGAGAUCUGAUGGUUUUAUAAGCACCUGGCACUUCCUUGCUUGCACUCACUUCCCUGCUGCCCUGUGAAGAAGGUGUCCGCUUCUCUUUUGCCUUCCGCUAUGACUAUAAGUGUUCUGAGGCCUCCUAGCAAUACAGAACUGUGAGUCAAUUAAACCUCUUUCCUUUAUAAAUUACCCAGUCUUGGGUAUUUCUUCAUAGCAGUGUGAGAAUGGGCUAAUAUACAGUGUCAGGCAAAUGUAAAGCAUCCAGUAUUAUUUUGUUAUUUAAGCCUCACAAAAAUUUUAUGAGGCAAGGAGAAAAGCCGGCUGUUGUCAUCAUAAUAAUCAUGGUUGUUACCCUACCCCAAUUUACAAGCGAGGAAAGUAGAGUUUGAUUCAAUAGAGUCAAGUUUCCAGAUCUCAUUUUCUUUCAUUCAUACCUGAAUCCAGGAAGAAAAAAAAUAGUAAAAAAAAAAAAAGCUCUUACGAUUUGAGGCAGCAAUUCCAGUAAAGCUUCUUUCUAGACAGUAUGGUUGCAAACUCCAGUUUUUCACAAGAAUUCAUUAUUGCACAUUGACAUAAUAAUCUUCCUUCAGAGAACAAUCUGAUUACUAGAUUAAAGCUAUUGUAUGAUAGUGUGUGUAAAAUAGCCAUAAAUUGAGGAAAUCACUCACAGGCAAGCUUAAGAAUGCUCAGUCCUAUUAAAUCCACUAUAUUUUAGAGUGUUGACUGGAUGCAAUGGCUCAUGCCUGCCAGCACUUUGGGAGGCUGAGGUGGGCAGAUCUCUUGAGCUAGUAGUUCAAGACCAGCCUGGACAACAUGAUGAAACCCUGUCUCUACAAAAAAUACAAGGAUUAGCUGGGCAUGGUGGUGCAUGCCUGUACUUGGGGGGCUAAGGUGGGAAGAUCAUUUGAGCCUGGGAGGUCGAGGCCACAGUGAGCCAGCCUAGGCAACAGAGUGAGAUUCUGUCUCAAAAAAAAAAAAAAAAAAAAAAAGUGUUAGGUGGGGUGUGGUAGCUCAUGCCUGUAAUUCUAGCACUCUGAGAGGCCAAGGUAGAAGGAUCACUUAAGCCCAGGAGUUUAAGACUAGUCCUGGCAAUAUAGCAAGACUCUGUCUCUACCAAAAAUAAAAAUAAAAGACUUGGUCAGGCAUGGUGGUGAAUACCUGUAUUUCUGGCUAUUCAGGAGGCUGAGAUAGGAAGAUCAUUGAGCCUGGAAGUUGGAGGAUGUAGUAAGCUGUGAUUGGACCACUGCGCUCAGCCUGGGUGACAGAGCAUAACCUGUCUCUUUUUUUAAAAAAAGUGUUAGACUUGUUUACAAACCAAAAAUAAGCAAUAAGCAUAAUAAAGUGCCCCUGUGCCCUCCAUUUCUUGGUUCCAGGGCACUACUGUGGUGCCAUUAUUGUCUCUGGUCUUGUUCAGUUAAAAGCAAAGUUUCCCAAAGUGUCCUGGGUCAAACUUAGGACAUUUUCUGCAUAAAAAUGGCUGCUUCAAGAAAACAGAUUACUUUGUGCUAUUGUCCAUUGGUAAAUACAAAUAAAGCCGUCCAGAUCAACACCUGCACAUUUUGGACAAUUUCUUAGCUUUACUUAGUUUGUGGCAUAAUUAAGUAAUCCACUGAGAAUAGCAAAGGCAAUCAAACUGGUAUAAACUCCCAAAUCUAGAUGGAGCCAUUUAAGUCUGUAUACUGAUAGAAUCAGGCCAGUCAUCCAAGGACUGAUUUGUCAUUUGGUAAUUGAAUAUGACAGGUUUUAAAGAAACCAAAGCAAGUCAAUCCAAUUUAGAUGUCACACAUUACCAAAUGACAAAGGGACCUGCUUUUGCAAACUUCUCUUUUUUGAUCUCCCCUUUGUAAUACUGACUUUUCCAAAACAAAAUGUACAGGUUUCUUUUCUUUAAGUAUUAACUGUUGUUAGUUUUCUGUUUCUUGGAGCCAGAGGCCAUCAAAGAUGCCUGGCCACUGCAUCUUCCUUCUUCCCCUCUGAAAUUCAGAGCCUCACAUGUCCCCGCCUUUAUACAAGAGUUGCUUGGCUCCAGUCACGAUUUCCCAGAAGGUGGCAAAGAUGAUUUAGGAUUGGCCAACACACAUUUCUCCCUGUUAUCUUAUGCUUUGGUUUGAUUAGUAUUUUCAAAAAUAACAUUUAAUAUGUUUUGUUUCUUUCUUUUGAGAGGAGCUCUUGCUCUGUUGCCCAGGCUGGAGUGCAGUGGUGCAAUCAUAGUUCACUGUAACCUUAAACUCCUGGGCUCAAGGGAUCCUGCCAACACAGCCUCCUGAGUAGCUAGGACUACCGAUGUGGGCCACCAUGCCCAGCAAAUUUUUGUAUUUUUUUUGUAGACAUGGGCUCUUGCUAUGUUGCCCAUCCCAUGCUAGUCUCAAGUUCCUGCCCUCAAGCAAUCUUCUCACCUCAGCCUCCCAAAGCACUAGGAUUACAGAUGUGAGCCACUUUACCCAGCCAAUAUAUUUUGUUUCUAAUUGCAAUGAUAAUAAAUGUUCAAUAUAAAAAAUGGAAAAUGCAGAAAAGCAAAAAGAGAAAGAAGUUAUCUGCAAUUUUGCCUUACAGAGAUAAUCUGUUAAUAUUUUAUUAUCUAUUCUUCAAAAGAUUUCUAUGUAUUUUACAGUAGGUAGGUAGACAUGAACAGGGCAGAAGAGAGCAGCCCUCCCUCACCAGGAAUGUCAGGAGACCAUCAGGUGAUUGUCAGGCAGUUUGUUAACUCUCUCUCUAAAAUAAUAAUUGGUCGCAACCAGCCCCAGGGAAACGCAGUCUCCCAAGAGAAAAACACCUAAAGCUGCUGAAGAUCUCAGGAACUGGGUGAGUGGGCUCAAGCAUGCACACUAAGAAGCAAGAUGGCUGAGUUUAACUAGCACAUGACCACCGUUAGGGAAAACUCGGCAGGUAAGGGACCAGCACCUCAACUGAGCAUGCGCACAACUUCAGUAACCACACUGCGCAUGUGGCCCCUCCCAACCGCUGGCAGGCUACUGCGUGCAUGCGGACAGCCCACUCCAAGGGAAGAACCUGGGGAGAAGGGAGGCAAUUCCCAGAAGCAUGCCAGUGUAUAAACCCCCAAGCCGAAAGUCAAACCAUGCACUUGAGUCUCUCAAGUCACUCACUUGGCCCUCUUUAUCCCUGCUCUAAAAACUUUUUUUUGUGUGUGUGAGAUGGAGUCUCUCUCUGCUGCCAGGCUGCAGUGGCACGAUCUUGGCUCACUGCAACCUCUACCUCCCGGGUUCAAGCGAUUCUCCUGCCUCAGCCUCCUGAGUAGCUGGGACUACAGGUGUGAACCACCACGCCCAGCUAAUUUUUGUAUUUUUAGUAGAGACAGAGUUACAUCAUGUUGGCCAGGAUGGUCUCCACCUCUUGACCUCAAGAUCUGCCCUCCUCAGCCUCCCAACGUGCUGGGAAUACUGGCAUGAGCCACAGAGCCCAGCCUAAACACUUUUUAAAUAAACUUUCACUCCUGUUCUGAAGUUGCCUGGGUCUCCUACUCUGCCUUAUGUUCCUCUAUUGAAUUCUUUCUUCUGAAGAGGUAAGGAUUGAAAUUGCUGUAGACCUGUACGAAUUUGUCACUGCUAACAGGUAUAUAUAAUCUAUAUUUUAAUUUUUACUUAUCUAAUUAUUUUUUAGAGACAGGGUCUUACUCUGCCACCCAGAGUGCUGUGGUGUGAUCAUGGCUCACUGAAGUUUAGCUGGAACUACAGGGGUGUGUCACCAUGCCUGGCUAAUUCUUUUUGUUGUUGUUGUUGUUUUUAGACAAGGUCUCGCUAUAUUGCCUAGGCUGGUUUUGAACUCUAGGGCUUAAGCGAGCUUCCCACCUUGGCCUCCCAAUGUAAUAGGAAUACAAGUGUGAGCCACCAUGCCUGGCCCUUAUAGUACAUAUUUUAAAAAUAAAAUUUGGUACAUUAUAUAUAAUCUAUUUGAUAAUCUGCUUUUACUUAGUGUAUUGUGAUAAAAGACAAUCUAUUGUAUUAAUCUUCCAUAUAGACAUUUGUAGGUUGCAUUGUAUGUUAGAGGCACAGUGAUUUACAAUCUAUUACAGAUAGAUAUAUAGGUUUCAUCUAAUUCAUCAGUAUCAUAAAUAAUGAUGCAAGUGAUAUCCUCAUAAGUAAAUCUCUGUUUCUUAUAGAUAGGUUGUCAGAAGGAGAAUCACUGGAGAGUGAAAAUUUCCUUAGAGUGUUUUGAUGUAUAUUGACAAAUACUCCUCUAGAAAAACUAUACCGAUUUGUGUCCUCCAACAGUUUAUGAGAGUUCCUUUCUGAUUAGUGUUUCUAAUGGCUUUUAGGGCCAUACUGUAUUUGAACAUGAAGAAAACUAAUGGAAGUGUUCCUUCCUUCCAGGAAAGCUAUCCUGUGUUGGAGAGAGCCUGGCCCACAUGGAGCUGUUCCUAUUUUUAUUUUAAAAUAAAUUAUUUGCUCUUUGUUGUUGGGAUAGGAUCUCCCUCUGUCACUCAGGCUGGAGUACAGCAGCACAGUCAUGGCUCACUGCAGCCUCCACCUCUCUGACUCAAUUGAUCCUCCCACCUCAGCCUCCUGAGUAGCUGGGACUAUAGAUGUGUGCCACCACACCCCAGCCAAUUUUCUUCUUCUUUUUUUUUUUUUUUAGUAGAGAUGAGGUUUCACUAUGUUGCCAAAGCUGAUACCAAACUUUUGGGUUCAGUCCCACCUCAGCCUCACAACGUGCUGGGAUUACAGGCAUGAGCCAUCCCACUCAUCUCCUUUAAAUCUUGAGUUAUUGAAUAGCAGUAAGAAUCUAAGCCUUAGGUCAAUGUCGAAGCAACAUAUAAUCUCCAGCUCUCCUCCAGGCCCUUGUCUACACAAAGCUGUCUGGCGAUCUGCCCUUGUUCCUGAACCUUGGUUUUCUUGGAAUUCCAGUCCCCUAAAUCCAAUCAUUUGACUCACUAGGGAACUGAGGCCAGCAUACCAGCAGGGGGUCCCCCCAUACCCAGAGGUAAUGACUCUUUAGAAAAUUUCCAAAAUGUGCAUAGUACCAAUAAAUGACCUUACCUGGUUCCCUGAUCUUUCCCUUGCCACUAGAGUCUCCUGGAUAAUUUUGGUCCUCAGUUCAUUAUUGGGAAUCUUCUGUAGUACCCACUCCAAGUUAAGAAGAUUCACACGGUGAACCUAAAUUCAUAUGAAAAUGCAAGGGACCAAGAGUAGCCAAAACAAUCUUGAAAGAAGAACAAAAUGUAAAACUAUAGUAAUUAAAACCAUGUGUUCCUUGCUAGUCUAGUGAUUAGGGAAAAACCUCAGACAACUGUGUGAUAUUGGCAUAAGGACAGACAUAUAGACCAAGUGUCCACAAAUGGACCCUCACGUUUAUGAUGAAGUGAUUUUCAGCAAGGGCAUCAAGACAACUUUAUGGGGAAAGAACAGUCCUUGCCACAAAGGUGCUGGGAUAACUGUGUAUCCACACUGCAGAAGAAUAAAGUUGGACCUUUUCCUUAAACUAAAUACAAAAAUUAACUUCAAAUGAAUCAUAGACCUAAAUGCAAGCAUUAAAACGAUAACUCUCAGAAGAUGUAAUAGUCUGUUCUCAUGCUUCAAAUAAAGACAUACCUGAGACUGGGUAAUUUAUAAAGGAAAGAGGUUUCAGUGACUCACAAUUCCACAUGUGAGUUAAUUAAAGCCUUGGGGAGGCCUCACAAUCAGACAAAGACAAAGGAGAAGCAAAGGCACGUCUUACAUGGCAGCAGGCAAGAGAGCAUGUGCAGGCAAACUCCCCUUUUUAAAACCAUCGGAUGCUAUGAGACUUAUCCACUGUCACAAGAAAAGCAUGAAAAAAUUUCACCCUCAUGGUUCAGUUGCCUCCCACUGGGUUCUUCCCACAACAUGUAGGAAUUAUGGAAGCUAUAAUUCAAGAUGAGAUUUGGGUGGAAACACAGCUAAACCACAUCAGAAGAAAACAUAGGAGUAAAUCUUCAUGACCUUGAGUUAGGCAAUAGUUUCUUAAAAUGACAUCAGAAGUACAAGUAGCAAACAGAUAAACUGGAGUUUAUUAAAUUAAAAACUAAGUGAGAAGACAACCCAUAGAAUGGAGGGAAAUAUUUUCAAAUCAUAUAUCUGAUAAGAAACUUGUAUCCAAAAUGUAUAAAGAACUCUUGGGCUAAGCAUGGUGGCUCACACCUAUAAUCCCAGCAGUUUGGGAGGCUGAGGUGGGUGUAUCACAAGGUCAAGAGAUCGAGACCAUCCUGGUCAACAUGGUGAAACCCUGUCUCUACUAAAAAUACAAAAAUUAGCUGGGCAUGGUGGCACAUGCCUGUAGUCCUUGCUACUUGGGAGGCUGAGGCAGGGGAAUUGCUUGAACCCAGGAGGCAGAGGUUGCAGUGAGCCAAGAUCAUGCCAUUGUACUUCAGCCUGGGUAACAAGAGUGAAACUCCGUCUCAAAAAAAAAAAAAAAAGCA
Callithrix jacchus (white-tufted-ear marmoset) is the source of this 10079-nucleotide messenger RNA. The record is from RefSeq and is a predicted model, not a curated record. Lineage: Eukaryota; Metazoa; Chordata; Mammalia; Primates; Cebidae.